AUGUCCAUCUCCAGUCUCAAUGCAGCAGAACAGACUUUCACUUUUAGUGCUGGUGUCAACAUGAUAUGGCUCGACCAAACCCUGGCUUGGAACAAAACUGAAUAUGAUGAUAUUGAAAACGUGACCAUAUCUGCAGAUUACGUGCGGGUUCCUUCUGUUGUCAUCCCUAAUGGUAUCGACGAGGUAAGACUGGAUUCAGUAAAAUCUUCACUGAUUCAAAACAACGGAGAAGCAUCAGUUAUUAUUACUGACACUUUCAAGACCAGUUGUCAGAUAGACAUCACCAUGAACCCCUUUGAUGAGCAACAAUGCAGCAUGAUGUUAAUGCCGUCGGGUAACUUUUAUCUUGGAGUUGAUAUGGCUGGCUCGAUUAUGGGGGGAGUACCGACAUUCUUCAUAGGGAACAAUGAAUGGAAGUUGGUUGACCUAUAUGCCUACGUUGAAGAUGUACCGAUGGGACGGAUCCCAAAUUUGGUGAAAUUUGAUUUUUGUUUGAAACGCAAGAGCAUGUUCUAUAUAGUGAGUAUCAUCUUUCCCAUGACUCUUCUCUCUCUGCUCAACGCCUGUGUGUUCCUCCUACCAGCUGACUCCGGAGAGAAGAUGUUCUACCUCAUCUCCAUAUUUGUGUCAUAUGCAGUGUUCAUGAACUUCGUCAAUGACUCAAUCCCAAAGUCCGGAGACGUGUGUCGGCUCUCAGUGUACCUGACCCUUGUCAUCUGCCAGAGUUGCCUGGCUAUCAUUACCACUAUGGCCAGCCUCAAUGUUCGCAGUAACAGCCUUCUGUUUAAGUCCGAGACAGGUGUACAGCCAAUGAAUGAUGAAGUAACCACGAACAGCACUGAACGCCCACAUUCGAAGUCCGCCUCAAAAUGA
Haliotis rubra (blacklip abalone) is the source of this 873-nucleotide messenger RNA. RefSeq names its product neuronal acetylcholine receptor subunit beta-4-like. The record is from RefSeq and is a predicted model, not a curated record. Lineage: Eukaryota; Metazoa; Mollusca; Gastropoda; Lepetellida; Haliotidae. Gene Ontology annotation, cellular component: membrane; neuron projection; synapse. The transcript has a single exon. Gene Ontology annotation, molecular function: extracellular ligand-gated monoatomic ion channel activity; transmembrane signaling receptor activity; neurotransmitter receptor activity. Bases 1 to 873 code for a protein of 290 amino acids. Gene Ontology annotation, biological process: regulation of membrane potential; monoatomic ion transmembrane transport; chemical synaptic transmission.